Molecule: messenger RNA, 336 nt
Organism: Plasmopara halstedii
Lineage: Eukaryota; Oomycota; Peronosporomycetes; Peronosporales; Peronosporaceae
Product: pterin-4-alpha-carbinolamine dehydratase
Exons: 1
Coding region: 1-336 (111 amino acids)
Biological process (GO): tetrahydrobiopterin biosynthetic process
Molecular function (GO): 4-alpha-hydroxytetrahydrobiopterin dehydratase activity
Source: RefSeq, a predicted model, not a curated record
AUGCCGCUACUUCAGCGCAAAAUGUCCACGCGCGCCAUUCCGACACUCCUGACACCUACAGAGCGCGUUGUAGCCUUCGAGCAAAUCACUGACGCUUGGGAAUUGGUACCCGAUCGCGAUGCAAUUCGUCGCAGCUUCGAGUUCCGCGACUUUAAUGAAGCUUGGAGUUUUAUGACUCGCACUGCACUAUUAGCCGAACAGAUGGGACACCAUCCUGAAUGGUUUAACGUCUACAAUCGCGUCGAUGUGACGCUAAGCACUCAUGAUUGUGGAGGCCUGUCCCAGAACGACGCGUUAAUGGCCAUCGCGAUGAACAGCUAUGCACAGGCAGUAUGA